Molecule: messenger RNA, 3145 nt
Organism: Empidonax traillii (willow flycatcher)
Lineage: Eukaryota; Metazoa; Chordata; Aves; Passeriformes; Tyrannidae
Gene: ATP10B
Product: ATPase phospholipid transporting 10B (putative)
Exons: 18
Coding region: 157-2976 (939 amino acids)
Biological process (GO): phospholipid translocation
Cellular component (GO): plasma membrane
Molecular function (GO): ATP hydrolysis activity; magnesium ion binding; ATPase-coupled intramembrane lipid carrier activity
Source: RefSeq, a predicted model, not a curated record
GAAUUGAGACUCCAAGACACCUUUAACAUUUUGGCCAUCUCUUGACACUGCAGUAACUCCACUGGACAGUCAGAGUAGAGUGACACAAAUUGGGACUGUGGGAAGGAGCACUUCUCCUAAAAGGAAGAAUAAAAUAGCCUGACCCCCCUGCUGGGGAUGGCUUUGUCUGUGGACUCGGCUUGGUGCCGCUGGCAGCGACUGGGAGCUCCUCGGCCCUCCCUGGAAUCCACACCACUGCUGUUUUCUGUCAGAGACAAACCAGAACUCAACCCAGACAAAUGGAGGAUUGUGUUUCCUGGCAGUGAGAGACAGUGGAAAGACUGGAAACAAGCUUCUACCUUUCAUUCUGGAAACAGGAUACAGACCACAAAGUACACAUGGCUCACUUUUUUGCCCCAAAAUCUUUUCGAACAGUUUCUCAGGCUGGGCAAUCUUUACUUCUUCUUUCUGAUGGUUCUGAGCUGGUUCCCACAAGUGGAAGUCUUCCACAGGGAGGUUACUCUGCUGCCUCUGGUUGUGGUGCUGCUUGCCAGCAUGAUUAAGGAUGCUAUUGAGGACUACAGAAAACACCAAUAUGACAAGGCAAUAAACUCCUCGAAGACCAGGGUGUAUGACAAGACAGAACGUGCUUACGUCGAGAGGUGCUGGAAGGACGUGAGAGUGGGGGAUUUCGUGCAGCUGCAGUGCAACGAGACCAUCCCAGCAGACAUCCUGCUGCUCUACUCCUCCGACCAGAGCGGGAUCUGCCACCUGGAAACCGCCAACCUGGACGGGGAGACCAACCUGAAGCAGCGGCGGGUGGUGAUGGGCUUCCCCAGCCAGAAUACUUUGUUUGAACCCGAAAUUUUCCAAAGCACCAUCAUCUGUGAAAUGCCAAACAACGAUCUCAAUAAGUUCAAAGGUUACAUGGAGCAGCCAAAUCAUGAACGGGUUGGUUUUAACAUUGAAAGCCUCUUGCUCCGUGGAUGUACAAUCAGAAAUACUGAGGUUGCAGUAGGAAUUGUUAUAUAUGCAGGCCACGAAACCAAGGCCAUGCUGAACAACAACGGCCCUCGUUACAAGCGCAGCCGGAUCGAGCGCCGGAUGAACGUGGAUAUUUUCCUGUGCGUGGGGCUCCUCUUCCUGAUGUGCCUCGUUGGAGCUGUAGGACACGGCAUUUGGACUGGAAACUUCUCGGAGCACCCACCCUACGAUGUCCCAGACGAAAAUGGCAAUUUUCUGUCUCCAGUUCUUGCUGGUUUCUACAUGUUCUUGACAAUGAUAAUCCUGCUGCAGACUCUGAUCCCCAUUUCUCUUUAUAUGUCGAUUGAGCUGGUCAAACUGGUCCAAGUCUUCUUAAUUCACAACGACAUUGACCUGUAUGAUGAAGCAGCAGAUUUGCCCAUCCAGUGCCGUGCCCUAAAUAUUACUGAGGAUCUUGGACAAAUCCAGUAUAUCAUCUCAGACAAAACUGGGACACUAACAGAAAACAAAAUGGUAUUUCGACGCUGUACUGUUGAUGGAAUUGAGUUUUCCCAUCAGGAAAAUGCCAGGCGCCUGGAAACCCACAAAGAGCUGGAUUUGGACGAUGAGGACUUUGCAAAACCUGAGCACUUCACUCUUCCCCCCAUGAGCCCCCCGAGGCCGGGCUGGUCCCGGCAGGGUCCGGCGAGGUCCCUGCGGCGCUGCCAGAGCGCCCGGGCGCGGUUCCAGGGCCACGCCAGGAGCAGGUCAUUGGGGCGGCGGGACAGCAGCCAGUCCCAGGUGGCCUUCAGCAGCACCAUCGAAAAGGAUGUGACUCCCGACAGCAGGCUGCUGAGGAGAGUGAGAGAAGCUGCACUCCAGGCUGAAAGUCUUUCUCCUUUUAUCCAUACAAGAGCUUCCACAUCCUUUAUUGACUUUUUUCUUGCCCUUGCCAUCUGCAAUACAGUGCUGGUCUCCACAGCUACCGAGCCAAGACAAAGGGUCACAGUUCCGCCACCAAUAAGACCUUCAGGAAUCACCCUGGAGAAGAUCCAUCAGAUAUUUCAAAGGCUGAAGUUAGCAAGCCUCAGCCAGUCCCUCUCAUCGUCCCAGUCCAGUUCCGAGCUCGGGGCGAGUCUCAGUGCGAGGGGCCCCGAGGAUUCCCUCUCUGCCCUGGCAGGCGGUGCCAGCGGGGCGGCCCCGGAGCUGCAGCACAGGGGCAGCACGGAUGAGGGCACCGCUUCCCUGGAGGAGGUCUUUAACUCUGUGAGCAGCAGCUCUUUGCCCCCAGCCUUCUGCUACGAGGCCGAGAGCCCCGACGAGGCGGCGCUGGUGCACGCGGCGCGGGCCUACAGCGUCAGCCUGGUGUCCCGCACGCCCGAGCAGGUCACCGUGCGCCUGCCCCAGGGCACGCUGCUCACCUUCGACAUCCUCCACACCCUGCCCUUCGACUCCGUCAGGAAAAGGAUGUCUGUGGUGGUCAGGCACCCCCUCACCAAGGAGAUCGUUGUCUACACCAAAGGCGCUGACUCUGUCAUCAUGGACUUGCUGGAAGACUCUGCCACAGCUGAGAAGAGAAUGAAAAGAAUAAAAGAAAAAACACAGAAACACCUGGACUACUAUGCCCGUGAUGGACUGCGAACUCUGUGCAUAGCUAAGAAGGUCUUAAAUGAAGAUGACUUUCAAAAAUGGGCCAAUUUUCGUCGGGAGGCAGAAGCUGCAAUUGACAACAGAGAGGAGCUGUUACUGGAGACAGCACAGCAUCUGGAGACCAAACUCACCUUGCUGGGAGCAACAGGGAUUGAAGAUCGGCUGCAGGAUGGAGUGCCUGACACUAUCGUGGCCCUUCGAGAAGCUGGGAUACAAAUCUGGGUGCUGACAGGAGACAAACAGGAGACAGCAGUGAACAUUGCAUACUCCUGUAAGCUCCUGCACCAGAGAGACACCGUCUUCACCAUUAACACUGAAAGUAAGGAAACUUGUGAGUCUCUCCUGGAUUUAACCCUGGAAGAGGUGAUGGUGCAAAUGAUGUGAGUAUGAUUCAAGCAGCUGACGUUGGAAUUGGAAUAUCUGGUCAGGAAGGCAUGCAGGCAGUGAUGGCCAGUGACUUUGCAAUAUCCCGAUUUAAACAUCUCAAAAAGCUGCUCCUUGUCCAUGGACAUUGGUGUUAUUCCCGCCUGGCAAAGCUGGUGAUUUACUUUUU